AUGCCUCCCGUGUCCCUGGGGUUUGCGUUAUUCCUCAUCGUUGUCUCAGGUAAGAAAUUCUGCAGGAAGCACCUGCAUCCGACAAUCACAUCAAAUUUCCCUCUUUGUACUGCUACAUCGGAUAAUUCGCUCUUGUUUUUCUAACUUUGAUUCCCAGUGUAGCGUAAUGUUACCCAACCGCACUAAAUGGGAUCAGAGGUAAUAGGAGAGGGAACAAUAUUUUUGUCACGAUAGAGUGUUAAAUAAAACAAGGUCCCAUCCAUUUAUCACCUUUUGUACUAUCGCCGAAUUCCAGUGCAAGCUUUGAGCUUCUGCCGACCGAGUGCUACAGUCUUGCCAUGCUACGUAUAAGUUACUUGUUCUCCAUUGAAAAUGAAAGAUCAUAUGCACUGUUUUACGUUUCUUUUGCAGAAUCGACGGCGAACAAAAAAUACCUUGGGACGUUUCCUAAAUCGGCUGAAAAAGUCGUCAUACAUGCGCGACUGUCAUUCGAACCUAUCGUAAGUCGCAGGAUAGCGCUCCAAGCGAUGUCAUAGUUUCCCUUUUUCAUGCAACUACUUUGUUUGCAGGGGCUAGUUACCAUAUCUGCAGAAUAAGUCCAGCGUUAAGCAAUAGCCUCAAUCUAUUGUUUCCUAUUUACUACCUUUCUAACAUUGGGGAGAUUACACAUGUUACAUAAGAUUAGUUAAAAAACGCGUCUGUUGAGAAGGCUGUUGGGAUGGAAUUCAUCAAAGUGGACAGUUACUGGAGAGAGAAAUAUGAAUGUUUCAAAAAAUUCUUCUGUUAGAACAGUAAGACUACACAGCCGUUUUUGCUGCUGUAGCGGCCGAGGACGUCAAGGGUAGCACACACCGGAGUAAGGGAACGCCGAGAAGGACUCUUGGCCGGAAUAGACCUGAACGGAGCUGUUAGCAUUCCUUGAUACACAUCCAUACACAGAAGAAGAAGGCAUGUCGAAUAAGAGAUAAAGUGUAAUAAUACGAGGUUGCACGGGGAAUCGUAUAAUAAUCGUUAAUAGUACAAGUAGGACGGUUACAUCGGUAGAAUGACCUGUCUGGGUGGAGAGACGAUGCCAACAUGCCAGCUAGUAAACCGGUGGGGAGCGCAGCGCUGGGGGCAACUGCAGGGAAGGGUCGAGGGAGUGCCGAUGUAGCGAGGAGGCGGGCGGUUCGGACGAUACGUUGCGUUACGGUACGACGAGGGGGAAAGGGAUCGGCAGAAGAGAGAGGGAGGGACACCGGUUAUCUUCACCGACACGCGACUACGCCAUCUCCACCCUAGGUCCUCGCGCAAAAAGUGUCACCUCAUUCGAACAACUCUGUCCAAGUACAGGGGCGUUACACUGCCUUUUGUCUUUUUCGUUUACGUUGAUAUGUAGCUUAUCAAAGCCGAGAAGAAUUUUACUUACAAUAACGGAUCCUGCUAUGCAUCGGAUGAGACAAGAGCAUGCAACCUUACGAGAAGUGAGUUCAUCUUCCGUGGAGUUUAUUCAGUUUUUUGUCAUCAGUUAAGGAUUUCUAUUUGUGGGACUUUAAUUUCGAGUCUCCCAAUACUCUCAAGCUAUCUGAGCUGGAAAUGCGUGGCAAAGGGAAGUUGGAUAUCGUGACUGUAUUCCGUCGUCCACCACAAGAUGCGACCCAAGGUAAGCCUUUGCACACACACACACACAUAAUAGCUAUUUUUCGGAAUACUCUUCCAGAAUAUAUUCUGCUAUGUACUAGACGAAGAAUGGUUGCCGAAUGCUGCAUAAAAGACGUUACAAUUCGAUUCAGUGUUCCGCUUGAGGUGGGAUGGCCCGUUUUUGACUAGAAUGUUUAUUAACUACAAUGAACAUCAAGAACCCCUUCUGACUUGAGAUAUGGAUGUGCCACAUGCUACAUUUUUUCGGGUUCGGCAGAAUAUGCAGACAGUCUAGACAGAAGGAAACAUCCUAACAUCACUUUUGACUUCCAACAAUGGGAUGGCUGGUUUAAGGGUCGAAGAAGGCAACUUUAAGAUGGGAUACGAUAGAUUAGCAAUGGUUACCCUAUACACAGUCGAGUGAUUAUUUAUCACAGUGAACACCAAGAAGCCAUUUAAAGUGCAGACAUGGAUGUGCAAUAUAUGAAAUCUUGUCAUGUGACCUUGACAACGGGAAGCAUCCUCACAUGAGCUUGCCAAAAUUUAUGUGCAGUGACUUCAGAAUCUCCAACUAGAACGGUGGUUAUUCAGUAUUUCUACUUAGCUUCCUACAAUAGGUUGGCUGAUCACAGAGUCGAUGCACGCGACCCCGAUAAGGAACGCAAUAUUUUAUCGACCGUUGCCGUAUACCUAUUUGAGUUCAUACAUGAUGCCUAUUUGACCAUGAGUCGUAACCAACACCGAAAACUUGAUUAACCUGGAAUAUUAGACUUAAUUUUUUCCAUGGAAAGCUUGUUGUGCUUCUCGAAUGGCAAUACGGCAUCAGUAACUGAGUCCACCAAUAAUGAGAUAUUACACUUUAUCUUAUAAGGCGCAGGUUGCUUUCAAAUUGUACAACUAUUCUUGCCAGAACUUCACCAUAAUUAUCGUUUUAAAGUCAAUUUUUCCAGUGACUUCACAAUCAAUGUCUGAAAAUCCGUUACCGAAACUUGCAGAACGCACUGCUGGAUUUGAAAAAUUGGCAGCUGAAUGAUCCUAGAUCGUAAUCAGCUAUCAUGCCUACCCUAUCGGACUGGCUAAUAUUAAUGGAUGAGCUCCUGAAUAGUCCCUACUAUAAUUAAGUUCUGGGGGGGCAAGUCAUCGCGUCAUUCAACUAAACGAGUGAAAGGGGUUGCGAUAGGACCGGAAAAAAUAUGUUUCAGGAAAUCUUAAUAUUCCGGUCAGCAGGACUCCCCAGAGGAUAAACCUUGAGUUCGACCAUCCUUUAACCGAUAGUUGCUUCGAAAUUUCAAAGACAUUUCAGAAAUUUUGACCCUGAAUACCUGACCGCCAGGAAAGUCCAUAACAUUCAUAUUGUCGUGAGAAGUCAGUAGGCUUUCUUCAUGUGGAGCCGGUAUAGGAAGUAAAGUCUUGUUUCUCCCAACCAGUCAACCACAGGAUUGUGUAAAUGCGUAUUCUGGGACAAAGCUAAAGAGGAGGGAAAUGUGCAAUAAGUGUGUUUAUUCUCAAUAUCCAGACAGACCGCUUGCCCAUACCUUCCCUCAAAUUGGGGGAAAAGGCAUUUAUUAGGUGAAAGUAUUCUUCCAUGGAAGCUAAUCUACCACAAUGCACGUACUGGAAAGAGCACGCUUUCUUGUGCUUGCUUUGAUCACGUCGUUGUUUGUUAAGUAGCAUUUGCUGCAAAAACUAUUUAUUUAUGGAUGCCUGCCCUUUGAGAUUAUGCUUAGUUCAGAUGUAACAUUAAAAUAUGUACAAAAUUGUGCUUAUGCAUCUGCUUAAGAACGAAGCUCACCCGCACAUACUGUACUUUGUGUUAAAAUCCUCCCGCCUAUUAGGUAACAUGCAUUUUUUCCUCCCAUAAAGAUUUUGCCUUCUCACCUCGGCAUUCUUCGCCGCUUGUCCACUAUGUUCCACUUAAUGCCAAAUCCGUAAAUGUUAGCUGUGCUGUCAAAGUGCCUGCAACCGCAAAUGACGCGAAGGUAUGUUUACUCACUAAAGCUAACAAGCGUUGCUUAUUUUUUGGUUUGAAUAUCUUAGCACAUUUACGGUGCAUUUGGUUAAAUAAGAGGCAAUUCUCUUCAAUCAAUCACUGAAUAAGCACACUCCGAACUAACUCACUGCCAAGUCCCCGGCCAUCACAUUCUGAAUGCAGGCAACACGAAAAUUAGUGUCGUAACGAUGAUUUGUUAAACACUGGUUUGUAGUGCAGUUAGUUUAUUCGACAGGAAAGGCCGAAGACCUGUCCUGUUGGGGCAUCUGUGAUUGUAAUUUCGUCAGGUUUUUCAGUAGGAGUGAUGGUAUAUUGACUGAAAAUGGUAACCUACUCCCCUAUCGACAUCAUAGAAUACACUUUAUAUUGCAGUCCAUUCACGGCAGUUCUGAUUGUGCCUACGCUUGAUUCCCUUACUCACUCUCUUGGUAUAAAGUCAGGCAACUCGGAUGAGCGUCAGCAAUAUUCUGGGCGGCUGAUGGCAAAUGCUGUCUUUCUAAUUCUCUUGAGCGAAUGCGGCGAGUAGAGAGUCAUUUAAGACACCACUUCCUUCCACCAUCACAGAUUGUUUGGAUAAUCUAUAAUAUGUGCAAAUGAUGUCGUCUGAACCUGCCUCGUUAGAUUUUAGGGGAAUAUCGCUCCAGCUCUAAUUAGUUGCAGUCCAAGAAAGUACUUGCCGAUCAAAAUGAGAAGAGAGCACCAGAGAAGCAAAUUGUGUGUUUUAAAAAUGGGUAGCCGGGCCGCAUCCGCUUAUGGAAUGCAUUUUGGAUUUUGUCAUUUUACUAUCAUAUUUUUAUGAACAUUCGAAUAGCUGCAGUCUACUUUUACUGAUGACUCUCAAAGACCUGAAAAUGAGUGCGGUUUUUUGAUUUCCUAGGAAAUUAAUAGCUAUUUUGGAGUAGAUCAGUCUCCCCGUGACUUAUAGAUCUAUACUGAUAUUCCACAUGAAUGUUUGGUCCGAAGUCCGUCAACCACAUUUGAAUUGCCACGUAAUAUUCAUAAACUACCAACAGGUAGCAUGUGGUUAGUAGAGAGUCAGUUAAGGCAUCACUUCCUGCCACCAUCACACAUUGUUUGGAUAAUCUAUAAGUAUGUGCACAUGGUGUCGUCUUAACCUGCCUCGUUAGAUUUGAGGGGGAUAUCACUCCGGCUUCAACUGGUUGAAGUCCAAUAAAUUGUCGAUUCUAUGGACGGGGCAAACUGACAAAGCGACAACAGAAGAUCAUAUUGUGUUCUUUCGGGAAUACUUCAAAAGUGGCAGAGACCCUAAUGUAAUUUCCAUGGGGGACCGAAUCCACCUAAGGAAUGAGUUUUUGGAAUUUGUCAUUUUACUACCAUGUUUUAAUGAACAUUCAAAUAACUGCAGUCUACUUUUACUUACGACUCUCAAAAACGUGCAAAUGAAUGCGGUUUUUUGAUUUCCGAGGAAAUUAAUCGUUAAAUUGGAGUAGGUCAGUCUCACUGUCGCUUAUAGGCCUAGACUGAAGUUUUAUAUGGAUGUUUAGUCCGAAGUCCAUCGACCACAGUUGAAUUGCCGCGUAAUAUUCAUAAACUUCCAACAGGUAGCCAGUAGUAUAUGCAUGAUAUUUGAUACCUGACAGCACAGGCACUGGCUAAAAUCCCAGACACGUGUCUCCAAUAUUCUGGUGUUCUAUGACACAGCUGCAAGGGAUUCGGCUUAUCAGUGGGUCUCCCAUCGCUCCCCGUCUGAUUUUCUGGUACUCUCCAGUAGACUUAUCUACCCCAAGUUAGCGAAACAUGUAUGCAACUGAUUGUCCGUCUCUUGACAAAGCUGGUCUAACCACUGUCGAGAAACGUUUUUUACAUAAUUUUGUGCUCUCGAAUGCGCUUUAUGCAUAUCUACACGGAAUUCAGGCGCUAAUUAAAACUGCUGGCCUCAUUAGUCAUCAGAAAUGCCACCUGAUGCGAGAGGGGGAAGCAUGGAAGCAGGCUUCAACGGUAAUCUGUAUUAUCGCACUUUAGAAUCAAAAUAGGAUUUUGCUAAAUUGACAGCAGCGUAACAUACAUUUCAGAUCACCAUGUACAAAGAGCGGGAAACUGAGUGUUCAGCCGAUGGAAGUGUAAGGCGGCCAUGUAAGUGAACGGUCAGUUGUGGUAUCUUUGCACAAUCGCACAUUUCAUUACCGUGUUUUGCGCUUUCAGGCAACAAUCACCUCAACAGACGGAAGAAUAUCUUUACAUCAUCCUACACUAUCUACAGACCCCAUGAUACCCGAAAGUCGGUAUACAACAUUCUAUGUAGCGUAGAGGGUCCGGAAGGCCCUUCCUAUCUUUCGAAGUAUGUCGAAUUCCCGGAGCGAGGUAAUUCAGAUGUUUUCGUUUUAAAAUUGGCCGUUUCAUAUAUCCAAGAGGCUAAUCAAUCCCUUAAGUGUGUGGAAGGAAUGGAAAUGCCAUAGUCACUAAGGAAAAAAUCUCCCACCGCUUAAAUUAAAAAUAAUAAAUUGUGCUCAGCGAAAACCAAAUGAUAUGUAGUCUCUCGUGAAUUUUUCAAGAACAUUCUACAGAAAUAAUUUAAAACUAUGCACUGCGAGCCAAUCGCUUUCACUUAUGCCUUUAGGUGGCGAUUACAGAGGAUUAUACGGCCUACGUUCCGAAAAUAGAAUUUGGUUCAAAACUUGGUUCGAACCCGAGGUAAGUUUUCCAGAUCUGCAGUGCAGUUUGAUUUACAAAACGUACUCUUCUCUAGCUCGAAUAUAGCUUACAACCUACACCAGUCAACAUAAUGGUCUAAAAGGUUUCAAGCUCGUCGAAAUUAAGUACAUGACACAUCAUUUGCAUGCAACACGCACGAAAAAAUAUCUCAGGCAAACUACCCAUAUGCAUGCAUGCAUGCCGUGGACGACUUAUUGAUUGAUUUUGAAUCACCUAUGCAUUCCCUUCUAUAUCCUAGACAGUCAGAUCUCUAGUGACAUACAAAUGUUCCAACGGAAAAUGUCGCGCAACCGGUUCGACAACUAACUACCAAAUAAAAGAAGGUUAGUUGAAUGCAAAGCAGUGUCAUGCAGUGUUUAAAUUAAAUGGUAUAUUCAAGCCGCUUAUUUCAAUUGCAGAUAAAGUAAAGGGAGUCUGGAAUUUUUACUUCGACAGCGAUCCCAAAACCACUGAAAACUGGGUGUCUGUGCAUGGGAAGAGGCCGCAGGAUGUUGUGAUUGUAUUUCACUGGUUAUACAGGCUUCCAGUACCAGGUAAAUUCGUGCAUCCACGAUUCAUGAGAGAACUGAAAACCAUGCACAAUUCAGACAGGAAAUUGCUAUAUUAUAAUUGCUGCAGUGCAUUUAAACUUACUCAGACAUAGAGUCAAUGGUUUAUGCAUCUCGGUUGAUUCUUGCUUGCAAGUGGACAGUUUUAUGCAGCCUAAAAGUAGGCUUCUUAGGCAUUCUGUUCCUGAAGAGUACAGCAAUAUUUUAUUCUCAAUUGGACCGUAGUUAUGUAGUCCACGCACUUCCCUUUUUCUUCGUCGACAUGCGUUUGUCGACAGUUAGGUGUCAGAUGUUUAAGUCGUCUGUGCAUAUUCUGUAUACCAAAUUCACGCCAGAUUGCCUGCUACACAAUUAUAAACAGAAGCACCAUACCAAUCGUCAAAUUUUACGAAUUUGAUGGCAGAAUUAUGCAAGCCACACGCUCACUUGCAAGACAGUGGGCAUCUUUGCUUGUUGGAUUUGACCGCUAAAAUUUUGAUAAAUUCUGAGAGUCGUUCAAGACGAUAUUUCGUGGACAAGGUCUCUAAAAUCUACUUAAGCGAGUACGGAUUAAUUAACAGAGGCCUCAUGAUUUCUACGAAAACGUAUUCCAAAACGCAUUGAUCCACGUGAUAUGCUUGAGGAAUCCUACUAUUGCCCUAUGCGCCACAACUGCAUUCUGCCAUACGUCAGUGCGCGGGGGCUUCUGUUGCUGAAUUUGGCAUUUGUCCACUACACUAAUACUGUAAAUAUUUGAUUGUAAAAAAUCUCAAGAUUAUAUUUAAAUGAUAUAGCAGACUGCGACCAUCAGUUGGCACCGAAUUCUAUCGACACUUAACUACAGCAUUUUAAUAAAACUUAAUUGUUUUUAUAGCAAGUGCCUGAAAUGAAUCUCCUGAAAAAGUUUUCGAUGAAUAAUCAUGAAUUCCUUCGUCUGAUGUACUCGGAAAAUAAAAGAAAUGUCAUUUGAGUAGGAACGUUUGUGAAGCUAAAUUACAUAGGGGCUUAUAAUGAAGCUCCAAUACAACCAGCUCACUACUGUGUAGGACUUUACCUUGAAUUGCGUAUUGCUCCAUUUGAAAGUGCAAAAUACCUCCUGAAUAUUUAAACUAAUAAUUUAAACACUUCUCUCAAUGUUUGCAAGAUGCAGAUCCUGUGCCAAAAUACUGUUUCAUUUGCGUUUUCGAGUGUUCAUCUCCUGAUUAGUAAAUAGCAUGCAUGCACGUUCGCUUUUAGAACUUUCCUUUGCUCCACUCUAUGUGAACUCAUUAACGCACUUUCCAUUCGAGCAAUCCGAAGAAGUGCUGAUCGAAUGUCCCCUCUAUAUUUCCCAUUUGUUUCCAAGACCGAAGGUAGGCCAUGUUUUCUACUUCUUCAAUAAUCUGGAAAAUUAUUUCUACUAA
Molecule: messenger RNA, 8213 nt
Organism: Spirometra erinaceieuropaei
Lineage: Eukaryota; Metazoa; Platyhelminthes; Cestoda; Diphyllobothriidea; Diphyllobothriidae
Source: the annotation of a GenBank genome assembly